Molecule: messenger RNA, 602 nt
Organism: Dendroctonus ponderosae (mountain pine beetle)
Lineage: Eukaryota; Metazoa; Arthropoda; Insecta; Coleoptera; Curculionidae
Product: macrophage migration inhibitory factor homolog
Exons: 3
Coding region: 132-491 (119 amino acids)
Molecular function (GO): cytokine activity; phenylpyruvate tautomerase activity
Source: RefSeq, a predicted model, not a curated record
GAUGUCAAAAGACUAAUUCUAACCAAUGCAAUUUAACAAUUUUUUUUAUCAUUUCUGUGGAUUUUAGAAGUGACCGAUUCGCUACAGUGUACAGACAGAGUACAGAUAGAUUCUCACAAUUAUUAUCAAAGAUGCCUCAUUUUCGUCUUGAAACCAAUGUCCCCGUGGAGAAAAUUCCCAAAGAUUUUGCGGCCAAAAUUUGCGCCGUUCUGGCAUCUUCUUUGGGAAAACCAGUCAGUUUCUGUGUGGCAACUGUUGUGGGAGGCGUGAAUAUUUCGUUUGGUGGAUCGGACGCACCAGCAGCUCAAGCCACUUUGAUGAGCAUUGGCGGCUUAGGACCGGCUGAAAACAAGAAACAUUCCAAGGCAUUAUGCGAGAUCGUUGAAAAAACCCUGGGAGUACCGUCAGACAGAAUUUACAUUCACUUCCUGAACGCGGCAACAAGUGAAGUGGGUUAUCGUAACAGCACUUUCCAAGAAAUUUUGGGCUAAGUUUACUAUAUUUGCCUUUUAUUGAUACCGCUUUGCUUUAAGUACAAAUCAACUUAUUUUUUUAGUUCUUAUUAUAAUUUCCUGUUUGUUGUAAUAUAAUGUUUAACAGUU